Messenger RNA from Telopea speciosissima, 1469 nucleotides. Its product is annotated as putative threonine aspartase. Lineage: Eukaryota; Viridiplantae; Streptophyta; Magnoliopsida; Proteales; Proteaceae. The transcript has 11 exons. Gene Ontology annotation, molecular function: threonine-type endopeptidase activity. The record is from RefSeq and is a predicted model, not a curated record. Bases 61 to 1338 code for a protein of 425 amino acids. Gene Ontology annotation, biological process: protein maturation.
CCAGAGUCCAGAUCACUAUCUCUGUCUCACACUUUCGCAUCAUCAGUUUAAAGAAUAAAAAUGGCGGGAGAGGAAGACCCGAACCCUAGAUUCUUUGUCGCAGUUCAUGUUGGCGCAGGUUUUCACGCUCCUUCCAACGAAAAGGCCCUCAAGGGAGCCAUGAAACGGGCUUGCCGUGCAGCAGCAUCAGUUCUUCAAAAGGGUUCAGCUGGAUGCAUUGAUGCUGUUUCAGCAGCCAUUCAGGUACUGGAGGAUGAUCCAAGCAUUAAUGCAGGCUGGGGUUCAAACUUGACGGAGGAUGGUCAUGUUGAAUGUGAUGCUAGUAUUAUGAAUGGUGACUCUGGAGCAUUUGGAGCUGUUGGCGCCGUACCAGGUGUACGAAAUGCCAUCCAGAUUGCUACUUGCUUGGCCAAGGAACAAAUGAUGGGACCUUCUUUGCUGGGUCGAAUACCUCCAUUCUUCUUGGCUGGUGAAGGUGCUCGUGAAUGGGCAAAGACUAAGGGUAUUGUUUGCGCAGGGACAGUAACAGAGGCUGAUCAAUGGCUGGUGACUGAGAGGGCAAAAGCACAAUGGCUAAAAUACAAAGCAAUGCUAGAUGAUGCCAAAGCAAGACGCAAAUUUUCUGCUUCAGAACUUCCAUCAAGUCCUCAAGAGACUGCUGCAUUGCAAACAAUAUCAGAAGUAGAAGUUCAAGCAUGUGAUCUUGCUGAAGGAACCAACAAUGGGACUGGUCAACCAUCUGAGUUGAAUGCUUCUGAAGAAGACCGCAUUAUGGAUACUGUGGGAGUUAUUUGUGUUGACAACAAUGGGCAUAUAGCUUCUGGAUCUUCAAGUGGUGGUAUAGUGUUGAAGGUUAGUGGGCGUAUUGGAUUAGCUGCAAUGUAUGGCUCAGGUUGUUGGGCAUCUUCGAAAGGUCCCUUUGGGGUCCCUUUCAUAGUCGGUUGUUGUGUGUCUGGUGCUGGAGAGUACCUAAUGAAAGGAUUUGCUGCUCGUGAGUGCUGUGUCUCAUCAUCACUGUCACAAGCGGGUCCUGUGUCUGCUUGCACAAAAGUACUACACUCUAUUCUGCAGGAAAGCAAUCAACAAUGUGCUGAUAAAAGUGCUGGUAUUUUAAUUGUGCAAGCUGAUGCUCCUACUAUGGUACCAGGAAACUCAUCAAAGCUCAAAGCGGUAGAGAUUGCUGCUGCCUACUCUUCCUUGUCAUUUGGAAUUGGUUAUUUCGGGAACUCCAUGGAUCGACCAAAGGUUUCAAUUCUCAGAAACACAAAAAAGCAAACCACGAUUGGGGUUGAACAAUUUGCAGCUCGAAUUGAUCUUACUGAGACGAAAUCCAUGUGACGGGAAUUCAAUAUGAUGGUGCAUUCCAGAAAAAGCUUCUGAUUUAGAAGAGAUGCAAAGCGUGCAAAUAUCUGCUCAGGGACAAUGAUAUUGCUGUUUUCGAAUAUGAAAAAACAUCUCUGGCAAUUUUC